Molecule: messenger RNA, 204 nt
Organism: Linum tenue
Lineage: Eukaryota; Viridiplantae; Streptophyta; Magnoliopsida; Malpighiales; Linaceae
Source: the annotation of a GenBank genome assembly
CUGAGCGUUAUAGGUUUCGGGCUGAUCGGAUGGCUGGCGCCGUUGAGCGUUCCGGCGAUCGACGGCAAGAGCUUGACGGGCCUCUUCUUCGACAGCAUUGGGACUGAGCUGGCCCACUUCCCUGCUCCUCCCCCCGUCAUUUCUCAGUUCAGGAUUGUUCUUCUGCCUCACGUUUGGGCAAAUUGGAUUGAAGGGAAGGACUGA